This is a messenger RNA of Clarias gariepinus (North African catfish), 1144 nucleotides long. It is a transcript of the gene jagn1b, whose product is annotated as jagunal homolog 1b. Bases 145 to 696 code for a protein of 183 amino acids. The record is from RefSeq and is a predicted model, not a curated record. NCBI's taxonomy places the organism in Eukaryota, Metazoa, Chordata, Actinopteri, Siluriformes, Clariidae. Gene Ontology annotation, cellular component: endoplasmic reticulum membrane. Gene Ontology annotation, biological process: endoplasmic reticulum organization; granulocyte colony-stimulating factor signaling pathway; vesicle-mediated transport. The transcript is spliced from 3 exons.
ACACGAAACAUGUGAAGAGGCGAGCAAAGGAGUGGAAUUGAGCAUUUGAUUCCCCUCUUAUGGAAUCAAGUUCAGAGUCGAUUCUGAAGCUCUUGACUUGGGUUAAUCUUUCACAGAACAAGAACUUAAGAACAAGGAUUCGUCAUGGCUUCGCGGGCCGGACCGAGAGUCGGUGGGACGGAUGGAAGUGACUUCCAGCAUCGGGAACGUGUUGCCUCACAUUAUCAGAUUAGUGUGGCACUGAAAUCGGAAAUCCGAAAGCUGAACUUUGCUCACAUGGCGAUCUGGGCGUUAGUGUUGGCCCAGGUGGUGGUAAGCCAGCUGAAUUUAAUCUCCUACAAACUGGUGGCCAGCCCCUACCAGUGGGAGUACCCAUACCUGCUGAGCAUCGUCCCCACCGUCCUGAGCUUCAUGGCAAUACCGAGGAACAAUAUCGGCUACCUGGCCGUCUCCAUGAUCUGCGCUGGGCUGUUUUGCAUCGCGCCGAUCAUCUAUGGCACCAUGGAGAUGUUCCCUGUGGCGCAGCAGCUGUACCGGCACGGCAAAGCGUACCGCUUCAUCUUUGGCUUUUCCGCUGUCUCCGUCCUCUACCUGGUCAUCGUGGUAGCUGUGCAGGUGCAUGCCUGGCAGAUAUACUACAGCAAGAAGCUUCUGGAUGCCUGGUUUACCACCACACAUGACAAGAAGAAGAAAUAAAACUGGUUACAGAAAUGGACAAACAGCUUAGGCCUAUUGUUUAUCAUCAUUAACAUUAUCACCAUCAUCAUAUUAUUAUUAUUAUUCUUAUUGUUUGUUUUUUUCGAGGAAGACCUAAUCUUUUUCUUUAAUGACUUGAGAUGACAAACCCUCACCCAGAACGCUCUGAACUUGUGAACCUUUAGCUCUCCUCUCUUCCUUCACUGAUCAGAUUCACAUUAGUUUUGAGAUUCAUUAAUAAUUUCCUGUCACUAAAGGUUUCAUUGCAUCUUAACCACACCCAUAAAGAAAAAAAAGGUUCUUCUGUACUAUGUGAACUCAUUUAUUUUUUCUACUCAGGUACACAAAAAAAAAAAAUUAUAAAAAAAAAUCAAGAAAUAAAAAUGGACCGGAAAUUUGUACUGUUGUACUUAUUUAAGCGCUAAAUAAAGCUGGUAUUUUAAAAGAA